Messenger RNA from Chinchilla lanigera (long-tailed chinchilla), 933 nucleotides. Its product is annotated as olfactory receptor 9I1-like. Bases 1 to 933 code for a protein of 310 amino acids. The transcript has a single exon. Gene Ontology annotation, biological process: G protein-coupled receptor signaling pathway; sensory perception of smell. Lineage: Eukaryota; Metazoa; Chordata; Mammalia; Rodentia; Chinchillidae. Gene Ontology annotation, molecular function: odorant binding; olfactory receptor activity; G protein-coupled receptor activity. The record is from RefSeq and is a predicted model, not a curated record. Gene Ontology annotation, cellular component: membrane.
AUGGCAGAGAAUGGUUCCAGAGUGGUGGAGUUUGUUCUGACAGGGUUCCAGCUCCCGGCAGCACAGCAGAUGGGUCUCUUCAUCGUGUUCCUGGCCCUCUAUCUCGUAACCCUUGGGGGCAAUCUGGGCAUGAUCAUGCUCAUCCAGAGUGACGCCCGGCUGCAGACGCCCAUGUACUUCUUCCUCAGCCACCUCUCCUUCCUGGACAGUUGCUACUCUUCUGUUAUUGUCCCUCAGUUGCUUGAGACUUUGGGGACCAGUAAGAUGGUCAUCACCUACGAGCGCUGUGCCAGCCAGUUCUUUUUUUUUACACUCUACGCGAGCGCUGAGUGUUUCCUCCUGGCUGUGAUGGCCUACGACCGCUACGCAGCUGUGUGUAAUCCCCUCCGCUACACCAUGGCCAUGGCACCACACACCCGCCUGGGGCUGGUGGCCACCGCGUAUGCUGGUGCCAUGGUGAAUUCUGUGGUCCGCACUGGGUGCACCUUCUCCAUCUCCUUCUGUAAGUCCAACCGCAUCGACUUCUUCUUUUGUGACCUCCCGCCCCUGCUGAAACUUGCCUGCAGUGAGACCCGACUACGGGAGCAGGUGAUCUUCCUCUUCGCUUUCUUCGUCAUCACAACCAGCAUCUCAGUGAUUCUUAUAUCCUAUCUCUUCAUCGUCCGAGCUAUUCUGAGGAUUCGUUCAGCAGGUGGCAAAGCCAAGACCUUCUCCACCUGUGCGUCCCACAUGACUGCAGUGGCUCUUUUCUUUGGGACACUCAUAUUCAUAUAUCUGAAAGGGAACAUGGGAAAGUUCCUCUGGGAAGACAAGAUUGUGUCAGUAUUUUAUACCAUGGUAAUCCCCAUGCUAAACCCGAUGAUCUAUAGCCUGAGAAACAAGGAAGUGAAGGAAGCUUUGAAGAAAAUUUUCAGAAGAAUGAGAGUUUCCUAA